GGUGUCCGCCAGUAUAAUUUCUCGCGCGGCAGAGUCUACAUGAACGCAUCAGAAAUCAAGGCCACCCAAGCCUCCGUAGCUCCUCCGCUCUACUUCUCCAUCUCCAUCUCCGAACAGCGACGCCACGAAUUCCAACGGAGGCUGGAGCUAUGCCACGAACAGUUGUCGGAGUAAAAGCUAGAUAGUCUUGGGCUAUACCUUUCCACCUAGGUCAGUUGGUCCAGUCGCUUACAAAAAGAAAAGAAACUAAUGCAAGCGCGAAUUGCUUCAAGUUGUUUUAGGGCUCGGGGGCUCUUUUUCGACAGAGCAGAGACGGUGAUUGUGAAUUCCUGUCGCAUGUCGUUUCGUCACAAUCCCAUCAUUAUUCCCUCUCGCCCUUUUUGUUCUCAAACAUUCGUGUCAUGCCAAUCUCGUCGUAUAUUCACUAGGCAACUCUCCACCAAGCAUAAACCAUGGGAAUCUUCAAGAACCGUCCCAUAUCUUCAUAACACAUCGAUGCCUUCCUCUCAGAUUCCCCGACCAGGCCUCCCCAACAUCUUAUUUGAUGAACAGGGUCCGAUACCAAAGGGGCUUGCAAUGUUUUCGACAUCAACUGGGGGAGAUGUAAUGGGUGCAAUACAGGAUGCGAAACAAGUGAAGUCUACGACGGUCGUGAAAGGGGUCGUUUCAGAAGAGGGAAUUCCAAGCACCAAAAUUGUUAGUACUCUUGCAAAAUACUUACGGAUGAAAGAUAAUCUUGAAUUCCGUUUGCGGGUGAUCGCUGCUUUGGGUUUCUUGGUUGCUGCCACGAUACUGAAUGUUCAGGUGCCUUUCUUAUUUAAGCUUGCUGUUGAUUGGCUAAACACGGUAACAGGAAACGCCAGUGCUCUUGCUGACUUCACUUCUGCUAAUUCGACUGUUUUAGCUCUGUUUGUGAGCCCAGGAGCCAUUUUGAUUGGAUAUGGUAUAGCACGGUCAUGGGCUUCUGCUUUCAACGAGUUGCGAACUACAGUGUUUUCUAAGGUUGCACUGCGAACAAUUCGAUCAGUUUCGAGGAAGUUGCGAACUGCAGUGUUUUCUAAGGUUGCAUUGCGAACAAUUCGAUCAGUUUCGAGGAAGGUAUUUUCACAUUUGCUUGAGCUCGACUUACAGUAUCAUCUUAGUCGAGAAACAGGUGCAUUGAGUCGGAUCAUUGAUCGUGGUAGCCGUGGUAUUAAUUUUAUUCUUUCAUCUAUGGUGUUCAAUGUUGUACCAACAAUCUUAGAGAUCUCCAUGGUAUCAGGUAUUCUAGCAUACAGUUAUGGAGCCCCUUUUGCAUGGAUCACUUCCUCGUCAGGUGUUGCUUAUGUGGCAUUCACGUUGUUUGUGACACACUGGAGGACUAAGUUUAGGAAGGCAAUGAACAAAGCUGAUAACGAUGCAAGUACAAGGGCAAUUGAUUCACUUAUUAAUUAUGAGACCGUAAAGUAUUUCAACAACGAGGCAUUUGAAGUUGCGAAAUACGAUGAAUUUUUGAAGAGAUAUGAAGAUGUUGCCUUGAAAACACAACAAAGUCUUGCAUUUUUGAACUUUGGGCAAAAUGUAAUAUUUAGCAUGGCUCUGUCAGCAGCUAUGGUGCUGUGCUCACUUGGGAUUAUGGAUGGCAAGAUGACAGUUGGUGAUUUGGUGAUGGUAAAUGGGCUCCUAUUCCAGCUGUCUCUUCCUCUCAACUUCCUUGGCAAUGUAUAUCGGGAGACUGUACAAAGUCUUAUCGACAUGAAAUCCAUGUUUCAGUUACUUGAGGAGAGGGCUGAAAUUAGAGAUGAUGAUGAUGAUGCGAAACCUUUGAAAUUGGAUGGGGGCAGCAUUCAAUUUGACAAUGUUCACUUCAGCUAUAUACGAGAAAGAAAGAUUCUUGAUGGGAUAUCCUUUUUUAUUCCAGCUGGAAAAAGUGUGGCUAUUGUUGGAACCAGUGGUAGUGGGAAAUCAACCAUUCUUAGAUUGCUCUUCAGGUUUUUUGACACCGAUUCUGGACAUAUUCGGAUAGAUGGCCAAGAUAUACAGAAGGUGACACUUGAGAGUCUUCGGAAGCUUAUUGGUGUGGUUCCACAGGAUACAGUACUGUUUAAUGAUACAAUAUUUCACAACAUUCAUUAUGGUCGACUUUCAGCAAUGGAAGAGGAGGUUUAUGAUGCCGCUAGAAGGGCAGCAAUUCACGACACCAUUAUGAAUUUCCCAGACAAAUAUUCUACUGUGGUAGGGGAACGAGGGCUUAAGCUGAAGAGAUGUGUAGAUUGGUUAUAUUGGGUGAAAAUUACCAUGGUUGAUCAGUAUACUAGAAUCUCCCUCUGCAUUAUCUCAGCUGAUUUUCCUUGCAUUAUCAAAUUUUCUUUCCGUCAGCUAAGCGGUGGUGAGAAGCAGCGGGUGGCUCUAGCUCGUGCAUUCUUAAAAGCACCAUCCAUUUUGUAA
Molecule: messenger RNA, 2427 nt
Organism: Ilex paraguariensis (yerba mate)
Lineage: Eukaryota; Viridiplantae; Streptophyta; Magnoliopsida; Aquifoliales; Aquifoliaceae
Source: the annotation of a GenBank genome assembly